Messenger RNA from Parasteatoda tepidariorum (common house spider), 2245 nucleotides. Its product is annotated as serine protease 33. Gene Ontology annotation, molecular function: serine-type endopeptidase activity. Gene Ontology annotation, biological process: proteolysis. The record is from RefSeq and is a predicted model, not a curated record. Lineage: Eukaryota; Metazoa; Arthropoda; Arachnida; Araneae; Theridiidae.
CUUCUUUACAACCAGUCACUCACGAAUACUCAUUAGAACUGUAUCGUAACAACACAGGUGAAGACCGCUUGCUCCGUGGUGCAACUUACGCGCUCUGUUGCCGGUGCAUGGGUGUCCACACAACCAUAAACACCAUACAAUAAUAUAUAUUUUUUUAAAUUCACGAAAUAUAACAGACAGCAAGUUACUAAAUUUAUUAAGAUUUUCUUGGAAUUUUCAAAUAAAAUAUAAAAUUCUUUACUGUUACGUUAGGAAUGUAGUUUUGAAGUGUGUGAUUAAAGGGACAAAUGUUGAACAUUCGAAGAAAACGGAGUCAUUAAAUUAAGGAGGAUUUACUGUUUUACUAACUACGGUAAAGAUUAUACCAAGGGUCCACUAAUGCGAUGCUCGAUGCAAGAUGGCGUGUCUCUAUUUGCAUAUUUAUUGCUUCACUCACACUCUUUCAGCCUGCAGAUACAUUUUUAGGAAUCUCAGUGAAACGAGAAGAUGACGGCAAUGCAUGUUAUCAUGAUGGCGGACGUUGCGUCUUCUUCCUUUUUUGUCCACUGAUGGGAGGUACUUCCGUGAGUUCAUGUCCUGGAACUAUUGCUUCUACUUGUUGCAUCACUUACGAAAGCAGUAAUCUAAGAAGAUCUCCUACAAAGCACCAAACUAUUCAACCUCAACCUUAUAUACAACCUGCAGAUGGCCUUAACCAGCGGGUACUUAGAAAAGAUAAAGCUGUUUGUGGUGAAAGAGUCUACAAGCCAACUAGUCGAAUUGUAGGUGGAAAUACUGCGGAAUUUGGAGAGUUUCCAUGGCAGGCUCAUAUUAAAAUCACCCAACAACAAUGUGGAGGGGUUCUCUUAAACCACCAUUACGUUGUAACUGCUGCUCACUGUGUAUAUAGAGCUUUAUUACGUGAUGUUAUCGUUGUUCUGGGAGCUUAUGAUAUACACGAUCAGCGCUAUCAAUUGUUACCAGCUCAAAAGUUUCGAGUGGUUGAAAAACUCUUACAUCCCAACUUUCGUUUUUCGCCUUCUCAUCCUGAUAGAUACGAUGUAGCUCUUAUACAACUUGAUAGACCUGCACGAUAUCAAGAGAACGUUCUUCCUAUUUGUUUGCCUCCUCAAGGUUGGAAUUUUGAAGGAAGAAGAGGAAUCAUUACUGGAUGGGGAAAAACUGAUCCAGCUUUAAGUAAUAGGUAUGGAACACGCCUCUUGCAUAAAGUAGAAAUACCAAUUAUUUCUAAUUACGAAUGUGAAAUGUGGCAUCAUUGGAAAAGAAUUAAUCUCCGAAUCUUUCCGGAAAUGAUGUGUGCAGGAUAUGAAGGUGGACGAAAAGAUGCAUGUGUGGGAGAUUCUGGAGGACCUUUAAUAGUUUAUUUGGAUGGAAGAUGGACAUUAGCGGGCAUCAUAUCAGCUGGAUUUGGCUGUGCUCAAUGGAGGCAGCCUGGAAUAUAUCACAGAGUAUCAUUUACAGUUGACUGGAUUUCAAAAAAUAUUAAAUUACCUAAAGUGUCCUAAAACUCAAACAUGCAGGAGAACUUUUACAAAUUUAGAAAAUUGUAUAUAGUUGUGAUUACGUUAGUGUUAAAUCUAUUUUUUUAUUUCAGUAAUUACUGCAAAUGUAUAAAGCACAAAUGUAUAAUUAAAUUGCUUAAACAUACAAUGAAAUGACGUUAUUAGUACAAAAUAUGAACACAUUACUUCUGUAGUACAUAUUUUUGAAACACUGUAUUGUAAAAAAAAAUUUCUCAUAGUCAAUUGUCUUUUAUUGUAAAAUUAUAUUUGUUUUAUUUUUUUCUCCCAGGAUUAAUUGAAUGGAAUUGACAAGUAGUAUUAAAAGUUCUUUUUAUUCUUAAAAAUAUAAAAAAAAUUUUGAUUGGGUAGUUUAUGGUUUCUAUUAAAUAUUAUUUUUAUUUCAAGGGUUUUUGAUGAAUCAAUAGUUAAAAUCUAGAUAAUUAUCAAAUUCAUAUUUUUGUCUUAAACAAAAGAAUUUUUAUGCAUUCUUUUCAUUUUCAAAGACAAUUUCUUUUUAUUUCAAUAAAUAUUGCAAAUAUAUGAUGCACAAAAGUAUGAUUGAAUUGCUUAAACAUGAAAUGACAGGGCGACAUUAUUACAAAAGAUAAACGCAUUGAUUUCAUAGUGUAUAUUUUUAAUACAUUAUUUUGUAAAAAGAAUUGUUGUAUAGUUAAUUUCUUUCAUUAUAAAAUCAUACUAUUUUCCUUUUUCUCUUGAACGAUUAUUACAAAAUAUUUGACAAA